CAAGAGCGACGUCGCGUUAUUCUAUGCAGCAAUUCUACGCAAAUGCGCGCCGAUAUUUGUUUCGAUUACUUUGAAAAAUUUAAAAGUUUUUUUCUACGAAAUUUUAGUGUUAAGCUGUUUAGAAAAAUCCGAUAAAAACUCUUUUUUGGUGAAAGUUUCUUCAUUUUUAGGAACUCGCAUGAACUAACUUAAAGGACCAUCAUGACUUUGGAUCCAUAUUCAUCCCCGCUCAUCAUUGUUUCUGUUAAUUCGACUCCAAUAUCCACGAUUGGAUAUAUCGAGAGGAAUUCAACUUUAGUACCGACAUUCUGGAAUGGCUCAUCCAUCUAUGGCCAGCCUGAAUACAUUUUUGACAAAUUCUACGUUAAAGCCAUAUUCCUCAGCCUUUACACCAUUGUGUUUAUGCUGUGCUUUUUUGGAAAUCUAUUGGUUAUCCUGGUGGUAAUGCUAAGCCGACGACUAAGAUCAAUCACCAAUUUCUUCCUAGCUAAUUUAGCAGGCGCAGAUUUAUGCGUGGCACUAUUCUGUAUCUACCAAAACCUUCUAAUCUACAUGAUAGAUAGUUGGAUCCUGGGAAACUUUUUAUGUAAAAUGUACAUGUUUAUUCAAUCACUAAGUAAUACAGCAAGCAUUUUCAUUUUGGUAGUGAUUUGCACGGAGAGGUACUUUGCUAUUUUAUAUCCCAUUAAGUGCAAACAGAUAUUGACAGCGAAUAGAUUGAAGAUUAUAAUAUGUAUCGUAUGGACCUUGUGCGUACUAUACAGCAUUCCAAAAUUAAUUUUUGCCAGCGCUAUACUGAAUGGCAAUGAAACAGUUUGCAUUUUAAAUCGGCAACUUUACAACUCAAAAUGGUUCGAUAUGAUUCAUUUUGGCCUCUUCUAUGUCGUUCCUUUGGGCGUAAUGUCGUUGUUGUACAGCCGCAUUGCUGUCUGUCUUUGGCAUAGCAGUCAGCAACUGAAAAAGCAGCUGGACGCAUCUUCAAAUAGUAGUCAGUAUAAAACGCUCUGUAGACAACAAUCGUCGCGCAAAAGGAAUGACAAGUCGAUCACUACCAAUGGAGCAACUCCUUGUGGAACUCCACAAUCUCCAUAUUCCAAGCCACAACUUCAAAUUCGGACCUCUGGAAGCUCGACUCACGCUAGUAAUGGAAACAGUCCCGCCUACAGUGAAAACGUGCUCAAAGCAAGGAAAGGAGUAAUCAAAAUGCUAAUCAUUAUGGUUGGGGCUUUUGCAAUCUGCAAUCUGCCGGUUCAUGCUAGAAAAAUGUGGCAGUAUUGGUCACCUAACUACCAAGGAAACUCAAAUUUCAGCGCCGUUCUAACACCUUUAACAGCCUUGUGUACUUACUUCAAUUCUAGUGUUAAUCCUUUACUCUACGCUUUUCUGUCCAAGAAUUUUCGAAGGGGAAUGCGUGAAAUUUUGUUCUGUAAAUGGUUGAGGAAGAAACGAAAUUCAUCCUUUCAUCACAAAAUGAGCACCAGAACACCCAGGGGCAUUUUCCAGAGGCAAAGUAGCACAAGAUCUACCUUAAAAGGAAUUAACGUUACAACUGUAACUGUGAUGCAUGAAUGUAGUUCAGAUGAAGUAUGACUUUGUUGUAAAGUUAGUUAAGAAACAUUUGUAUAAUAUUAUAUUGUAAAUACAGUGAUAUUAAAUUAUUUCCAAGAC
Messenger RNA from Dendroctonus ponderosae (mountain pine beetle), 1668 nucleotides. Its product is annotated as trissin receptor. Lineage: Eukaryota; Metazoa; Arthropoda; Insecta; Coleoptera; Curculionidae. The transcript is spliced from 9 exons. Gene Ontology annotation, molecular function: neuropeptide Y receptor activity. Gene Ontology annotation, cellular component: plasma membrane. The record is from RefSeq and is a predicted model, not a curated record. Gene Ontology annotation, biological process: G protein-coupled receptor signaling pathway. Bases 202 to 1590 code for a protein of 462 amino acids.